AAAAAAUAUCCUAAUUUAUCGGUUUGUACCACGAGAUUAUUUUUUAAAAAUUAUUAUCCAAUGAGAAGCGACUUUUUAAAUAAUUUUAUUUUGCGCCGCAGGAGGCAGGACUGCCUUGUACGCAUUUGCUCUUGCGUGGUGAGAGGAAUUAUUUGUAGUACGUGAAGUGAUUCGAUAUUUGUGUGACGAUUUUAUUUGUUUAUCGGUUACAAUUAUUAUGAAGUGGAUUAAGUUAUCAGACGAUGAUUUUGAAUUAUUCGAUAAAGAUAUUGAUUGUGAGUGUGACGAGUACAUGCAGUCGCAUCUUCAGCAAUGGCAGCAGAUGCAUUUAGAACAAGGCCAGUCGUUUUGGUUACGUUUUCUUAUAACAUACAGAUCAUUCGCCUGGAAAUGUGGAUUUGCUAGUGAGUUACGUAAUGAUGAGACUUUUCCUUUUUGCUCCAAUAAGCUAAGAAGAUUAAUUGACGAAGCGUGUGUUACUGUUCAUAAGAAAUUUAUAGAAGGACAGUUUUCAAAUGCUAAAAUGUUAUUCAAUGAUAUUGUUACUAUAAUAAGAAAUAAGCAUUUAAUUCUAUAUUUGUCGUCGGGAUCACCCAAGCAAAAUAGCAGAUUUUAUUGUAAUGAGACGAAAAAAGCGUGUAAACGUUUGUUCGGCGAUCUUAAUAGAAAAGGAGCUAUUUGGCUCAUUCCAUUUUAUGUGAAAUUUGCAGGAGCUGUUUAUAAUAUUUUUAAAAUAUGGUUUCAGGAAGAAUCUUCAGAAAACACUCAACAUAAAAGUUUAUACUGGUUACCACCUUUAGAGUGGAAUGACAGUAAUUAUGAACCAGGCAUAUUUGAACAUUACCUUUUUAUAUACUGGGAUAAAAAAUUAACAGAUAUUUUGAAUACAGAUAAUAUAUGCGAACUAUUUUCUCGAGAAAUAUAUAAAGAUUCAUGUUAUUUAGAAGAUACUAGAAACUUUUGUAUGUUUUGUAUGUGUGAAAGUAAAACUUUAGUUGAUGAUGAUGAUGAUGCUGCUGCUGAUACUGAAAUAAAAAAUAUUCAAACAAAAUUAAUCAAUAAACUUGUGCUCUCUAAACCUUGUAAAUGCCCUAAAAGAAAAAAAGUAAAAGGACCAUGUUGUCCUAAUUUUGCUGAAUUUUCUAGUAAUAUUUUUAAUAUUUUUGAACAUCUUGACAAAUUAGAAUUAACAAAGGAACGACUUUGCAAAAAACUUGGUGAUAAGAAAGCAAAAGUUAAUGAAUCUGAGAAUGUGAAUGGUGACAACUUGAAAAUAAAACUGCCAAAAAAAGUAGAAAAACGAUAUAAAAAAGAAAUGAAAAAAACUAAAAUUUGUGAUGAAUAUUAUAUUGAAAGUGAAACGGAACAUAAGGCUAAUUUAAAUUUAUCAAAUAGCAUUCCAUUAACAAAUUUUGAAGAAAAUUCUGAAAUACUUACAAUGAAGGAUACUUUGUUGUUUGAUGAGAAAUGCAAUUUAGUUAGUGAACAGACUAAUGUCACCAACAUUGAUAAAUUUCCAACACACAAUGUUUUUAAAAAUACCAUUUGUUCAGAUGAAAAUGUAUUUAACAAAAAGGAAGGAAAAGUACAUAAAAGUAUUCAAGUACAAGAAACUAAUAAUUUAUCUCAAUGUUCAAAGACCUUUCAAAGUAAAUCAGGUCUUGACUGUGAUUAUGAAAUUACCUAUGAUGAUGAAGUCGAAGCUAAUAUUUCAAAAGAUAACUUUCAUACUUCUAAAGAGAGAAAUGAUUUCAGUAAUAAAGCAACUUCAUCUGAUAUUGAUGAUGAAAUUGAUGAAUUUUCAAAAGACUUAGAAGAUAUUAAUGAUAAUUUAGAUACUAUUGAAAAAAGUAUUAAAGAUAAUGGAGGACUUGAUAUUGAAGGAUUUAAAUUAUUUUUAGAAACAGGAAGAUUACUAAUGAAAAGUAAUUCUUCAAAAAAUAAAAUUCAAUUAAAUAAAAAUGUCCAAGAUGUAAAACAUGAAACAUCUAAACUUCGUGUUUGUGCUCAAUGUAUGACCAAAGAACCAAUACCUAAACUGUACAAAAAAUGUUCUAGAUGUAAAUCAGAAAAAUUUUUAGUUCCUCGUUAUUAUUGUUCUAAAAAGUGCCAAGUAGAAGAUUGGGAAGAAUCACAUAGAGAUGAACAUCAGAGGGCUGUUAAAUUAUAAUAUUUUAA
Centruroides sculpturatus (bark scorpion) is the source of this 2178-nucleotide messenger RNA. RefSeq lists its product as uncharacterized. The transcript has a single exon. The record is from RefSeq and is a predicted model, not a curated record. NCBI's taxonomy places the organism in Eukaryota, Metazoa, Arthropoda, Arachnida, Scorpiones, Buthidae. The coding region runs from base 218 to 2170 and encodes 650 amino acids.